Molecule: messenger RNA, 1409 nt
Organism: Zea mays
Lineage: Eukaryota; Viridiplantae; Streptophyta; Magnoliopsida; Poales; Poaceae
Product: benzoate carboxyl methyltransferase
Exons: 4
Coding region: 10-1173 (387 amino acids)
Molecular function (GO): methyltransferase activity
Source: RefSeq, marked validated
CUCUACACCAUGUCCAUAGCUGAAGCCUCAGCUUGCAGGUUGCAGCCGAUGAGAAUAGAGCGUGAUCUCCACAUGGCCACAGGGGACGGAGAAACUAGCUACACGAAAAAUUCUAGGAUUCAAGAGAAAACUAUGUUUCAGAUCAAGCCUGUCCUUGAGGAGGCCACAAGAGCAGUAUACACAGCUCUCCACCCUCAAACCAUGGUUGUUGCUGACUUAGGCUGCUCAUCUGGGCCUAACACAUUACGCUUCGUAUCCGAGGUGAUUGGCAUCAUAGCUCGCCAUUGCAAAGAACAUGGCCGACAACAUGACCACCCACAGCUUCAGUUCUUCCUGAAUGACCUGCCCGGAAACGACUUCAACAAUCUCUUCCAGCUGAUCCAGCAGUUCAAUAAGCUGACGGCAAUAAACCACAAGAGUGAGGCAGCCGAGGCACUGCCUCCUCCGUGCUAUAUCUCUGGGUUGCCUGGCUCCUACUAUACUAGGAUCUUCCCUAGCGAUAGUGUUCACCUUUUCCAUUCUUUGUUCUGCCUUCAGUGGCGCUCUGAGGCACCAGAGGGCAACAAAAAAACAUGCCUAGAUAUCUACAUCACAAAGACUAUGUCACCGUCGAUGGUGAAGUUGUUUCAACAACAGUUUCAGAAGGAUUUCUCCCUCUUCCUCAGGCUACGCUACGAGGAACUCGUGUCCGGUGGCCAAAUGGUUCUAACAUUUAUUGGAAGGAAGCAUGAGAAUGUGUUCACUGGAGAGUCUAACCAUCUUUACGGAUUGCUUGCGCAGUCACUGAAAUCCCUAGUUGAUGAGGGUCUUGUGGAGAAGGAAAAACUUGAAUCAUUCUAUUUACCAAUGUAUUCACCAUCGGUUGGUGAAGUGGAGGCCAUACUAAAGCAAGUUGGGUUGUUCAACAUGAAUCAUGUAAAAGUAUUCCAGACAAAUUGGGAUCCCUACGAUGACUUGGAAAGUGAUGUUGUGCAUAACAGUAUUAGGAGCGGUGAAAAUGUUGCUAAGUGCCUACGAGCAGUUAUGCAGCCGCUAGUCGCAAGCCAAUUUGGAGAACCCAUUCUCGAUAAGUUAUUCAAAGAGUACGCUCGCCGUGUUGCCAAACACCUUGAGAAUGAGAAAACCAAGCAUGCUAUUAUUGUCCUAUCCAUCGAGAAAGCAAUUCACCUGUGAAGUGUAUUGUUUCUCACUAUCUCGCUUGGCAUGCUACUAUUUGUGUAGAAAACUUUGUAUGUAUGUUUUUUUGUGUGUUUGUGUCACUAGUGUAUUGAAUUACAUAUGGUGUUUUUGUUGUUUUAUUUAUCACUUCUCCUGUAUUCCUAUAUUUUAUAUGUCUAAGUUUUUAAGGUGAUUUCAUGCAACCCUUGUACAAGCAAUUGAUACAAAUAAAUUGCACCUUUUAUGAUCUA